Molecule: messenger RNA, 15972 nt
Organism: Heterocephalus glaber (naked mole-rat)
Lineage: Eukaryota; Metazoa; Chordata; Mammalia; Rodentia; Bathyergidae
Source: RefSeq, a predicted model, not a curated record
CCUAUCCUGGACAGGCAAUGGUGUGAAUGGACAGAGAUCAUCCAUGAGGAGGAAGAAGUAACCCCCCGUCAGGAGGACCUGGUGCCCUGCACCAGCCUCUACCAUGACAGCCUCCUAGGCUGGCGUCUGGACCUGCCCUACUGGGGUGGCCGUGGAGGGUUCACCAGGUCCCCAGCACCUGGGCUCUGCCCCAUCUACACAGCCCCCAAAAUGCAGCCUGUCACCCGGAACCGGACAGUGAGGGCUUGCUGCCCAGGCUGGGGGGGGCACACAGUGCACUGCACCACAGUCCUUGUCCAAGCAAGCCCUGAUGGCCAGUGCUUUGCCACACAGCAGUGCCAGCCUCUGGCAGGCUCAACUCCUACUUCGGCAGGAAGUCUGGAAGAGUGCUGUGCCUGGCCCUGGGGACACAGCUGGUGGAACAGCAGCUCCCAGGUCUGCCUCAGUUGUUCCAACAGACACCUCCCAGGGGAUGCUUCCUCUACAGCCCUCCUGCAACCACUGGCAGGGGCCGUGGGCCAGCACUGGAGCCAGCGCCAGUGACCCUCAGCCCCUUGUGCCACCUGGUCAGGCUUCCACUACCACACAUUUGAUGGAUGCCACUACCACUUCCCGGGCCACUGUACCUACCUGCUGGCGGGUGCUACUGAUUUCACUUGGGCUGUCCACUUGGGGCCCCAAGGCCAUUGCUCCCAGCCUGGGCACUGCCAGCUGGUCCGGGUGAUGUUGGGCUUCGAGGACGUGCUGAUCCAGGGCGGUGCGGUCUCUGUGAGGGGGAAGCCCAUGCCUGAGGGGGAAGAGUCUCAGCUGCUCCAUGGGCUGAGCCUGCAGUGGCAGGGGGACCGGCUGGUGCUGUCUGGGGGCCCAGGGGUCGUUGUGCAGCUGGACAGAUACAGUUCUGUCUCAGUCUCCGUGGACCAUGAGCUCCAGGGACAGACACAGGGCCUCUGUGGACUCUACAAUGGCUGACUGGAGGAUGACUUCAUGGAGCCGGGUGGGAGGCUGGCCGUGCUGCCUGCCACCUUUGGGAAUUCCUGGAGGCUCCCUUCUCUGAGCUCCUCUGUCCCCAUCCAGCCCUAUCACUUUGCUGCCUUCAGCGCCCAGGAUGCGGGCUGGUGGCCUGGGUGUCUGGACACAGUGGAGGCAGCCCAGGGCUGUGAAGGCUCCAUGGAGGGCGCAGAGGCAGGCAUGGAGGCUGGCCAGCUGCAGGCUGAGGCCCAGGAUGUGUGCCACCAGCUGCUGGAGGGUCCAUUUAGACAAUGCCAUGCUCAGGUUUCCCCCGAUGAAUACCACAAGGCCUGCCUCUUUGCCUACUGCUCGGGAGCUGUGGCAGGCAGUGGACAAGAGGGCCGGUGGGAGGCUGUGUGUGCCACCCUCGCCAACCUUGCCCAGGCUUGUGCCAGGCAGCACAUUCACAUACACUGGUGGAAGCCCGGCUUCUGUGAGCACCUGUGCCCAGGAGGCCAGCUCUCCGACUGCAUCUCGUCCUGCCCAGCCAGCUGCUCCGCGGUGGGCCAGGGUGAGGAGGGACCCUGCGCAGAAGACUGUGUGAGAGGCUGUGAGUGCCCACCCGGGCUUUUCUGGGAUGGCAUCCACUGUGUGUCUGCUGCCCACUGCCCCUGCUACCACCGGCGCCAGCGCUAUGCCCCUGGUGACACUGUGCACCGGUGGUGCAACCCGUGUGUGUGCCAGGAUGGCCACUGGCUUUGUGCCCGGGCCCCAUGCCCCACUGAGUGUGCAGUGGGUGGCGAUGGACAUUACCUCACCUUUGAUAGAUGGAGCUUCUCCUUCCGGGGUGGCUCAGGCUGCCGCUACAUCCUGGUGCAGGACCACAUGCAGGGGCAGCUGCUGAUGGUGCUGGAGCAUGGGGCCUGUGACUCUGGGAGCUGCCUCCACGCCCUCUCUGUCUCCCUGGAGGACACCCACAUCCAGCUCAGGGACUCAGGAGCUGUGCUGGUGGACGGGCAGGAUGUGGGCUUGCCCUGGACUGGCACUGCUGGCCUCAGUGUCUCCCAAGCCGCCUCCUCCUUCCUGCUGCUACGUUGGCCUGGGGCCCGGGUCCUCUGGGGAGUGGCCGACCCUGCAGCCUAUAUCACCCUGGAUCCCCGCCAUGCCCACCAGGUACAAGGUCUCUGUGCUACCUUCACCUGGAACCAGCAGGACGACUUCCUGGCGCCAGCUGGGGAUGUGGAGACCAGCAUUGCUGUCUCUGGUAGCAAGUUCCAGGUGGCAGGUGGUGGCAGGUGCCCUCCAGAGGACGGUGCCCUCCAGAGGACAGUGUCCUGCUCUCCCUGCAGCACCUACUCCCAGAACCUUGCUUUCACAGAAGCCUGUGCCAUCCUGCACAGCCCAGCCUUCCAGGCAUGCCAUGGGCUGGUGGACAGGGAGGCCUUCCAGCUCCGCUGCUUGGCAGCUAUGUGUGGCUGUUCCCCUGGGAGGGACUGCCUGUGCCCAGUGCUCUCUGCCUAUGCACGCCGCUGUGCCCGGGAGGGUGCCCUGCUGCUUUGGAGGAACCAGACCCUCUGUCCUUUCCCAUGUCCUGGUGGCCAGGAGGACCAGGAGUGUGCCCCAGCAUGUGGCCCAUGUGGGGAGCCAGAAGAUUGCGACAAGCUAGGCAGCUGUGUGGCUGAUGGUAACUGCCCUCCCCCAGGGCUGCUGUGGGACCCUGAGGGCCAGUGUGUGGCCCCCAGCGCCUGCCAGCUCGGAACCCAUCGCUACACUCCUGGCAGUGUCACCCAGAAGGACUGCAACCACUGCAUCUGCCAGGAGAGGGGCCUCUGGAACUGCACGGCUCACCACUGUCCCCCGAAGCGGGCCUUCUAUCCCCAGGAGCUUAUCUAUGACCCCAGCACCUGCCUCCUCACCUGCGACAGCCCUAAUGCCAACCACUCCUGCCCAGCAGGCAGCUCUGACGGCUGUGUCUGUCCCCCGGGCACUGUGGUGCUGGAUGAACACUGUGUACCUCCUGACCUCUGUCCCUGCCGUCACAGUGGGCAGUGGUACCCCCCUAAUGCCACCAUCCAGGAGGACUGCAACACUUGCGUGUGCCAGAGCAGGCAAUGGCGCCGCACAGGCCAGCGGUGCAGUGGGCGGUGCCAGGUGUCGGGUGCCCCCCACUAUGUGACAUUUGAUGGGCUGUCCCUCACCUUCCCCGGGGCCUGUGAAUACCUGUUGGUGUGAGAGGCCAGGAGCCGCUUCAGCAUCUCUGCUCAGAACCUGCCCUGCAGGGCCAGUGGCCUCACCUGCACCAAGGCACUGACCGUGCGUCUGGAGAGCACCGUUGUGCACAUGCUCAGAGGCCGGGCAGUGACAGUGAAUGGGGUGAGCAUAAGACACCCCAAGGCCUACACAGGCCUUGGCUUGAGCCUGCACCAUGCUGGCCUCUUCCUGCUGCUGACGACUCGCCUGGGCCUCACCCUGCUCUGGGACAGAGUUCAUUUUGUACUGCCACUGCUGGGUACCCGGGUACUGGUCCAGCUGUGCCCCCACUUCCGUGGUCGUGUGGCUGCUCUGUGUGGAGACUUUGAUGGUGACGCUAGCAAUGACCCACAGAGCCGCCAAGGUGUCCUAGAGCCCAUGGCUGAGCUGGCGGCCCACUCUUGGCACCUUAAUCCCCUGUGCCCCGAACCAGGAGACCUGCUGCCUCCCUGCACUGUAAAUGCCCACUGGGCAGCCUGGGCCCGGACCCGCACCCGCUGUGGGGCCAUGCUACAGCCACUGUUCGCCCCAUGCCAUGCAGAGGCCCCACAGCAGCACUGUGAGUGGUGUGUGUACGACACGUGCGGCUGUGAUUCCGGGGGUGACUGCGAGGGCCUCUGCUCAGCCAUCGCCACCUACACGGAUGAGCGCGCCCAUCAUGGGCACUACGUGCGCUGACACAGCCAGGAGCUGUGCCCCCUGCAGUGUGAAGGGGGACAGGUAUAUGAGGCCUGUGGCCCCGCGUGGCCCCCCUGCCAUGACCACCGUCCUGAGCCUGGAUGGCACUGCCAGGCUGUCACCUGUGUGGAGGGCUGCUUCUGCCCCGCGGGGACUCUGCUACAUGGAGGAGCCUGUGUGGACCCAGCUGCCUGUCCCUGUGAGUGGGGUGGCAGCUUCUUCCCACCGGGGACAAUGCUGCAGAAGGACUGUGGGAACUGCACAUGCCAGGACGGUCAGUGGCAUUGAGGGGGUGAUGGUGUCUGUGAGGAGCUGGUGCCUGGCUGUGCAGAAGGAGAGGCCCCAUACCAGGACAGUGGUCACUGUGUGCCACAUGAGUGGCUUUGUGACAACCAGGAUGACUGUGGCGAUGGCUCAGAUGAGGAAGCCUGUGCCACCCCAGGCUGUGGGCAAGGUCAGAUGUCUUGCCAGUCUGGCCGCUGCAUACCCCCGGCCCAGCUCAGUGAUGGCCAGGAUGACUGUGGCAAUGGCACCGAUGAACAGGGUUGCCCAUGCCCCUCCAACUCGCUGGCCUGCACUGCUGGGCACUGCCUGCCCCUUAGCCUGCUGUGCGACGGGCACUCCGACUGUCUGGAUGCUGCAGACGAGGAGUCCUGUCUGGGGCAGGUGAGCUGUGUUCCUGGGGAGGUGUCCUGUGUUGGCACCUGUGCGGGCACCUUCCAGCUGUGUGACGGAGUCUGGGACCGCCCAGAUGGGGCCGACGAGGGCCCUGAACAUUGCCCGUUGCCCUCUCUGCCCACUCCCCCUGCUGGCACAACGCCUGGCCCCUCCUUGGGCUCCCUGGAAGGUGCACCAAGUCCCCUGGGUAGUACCAGCUCUGCCCCCUGCGGCCCUUCGGAGUUCGCGUGUGGCAGCAGCGACUGCGCCGACCAGGAGGAGGACUGCGCUGACGCUGACGGAAGCAGCGCCGAACUGGGCUGCGCGGGGCCUUGCGCGCCGCACCUCGUGCACCGUCCCCGUGGCGGCGUGCAUUGCGUGUCCCCCGGGCAGCUGUGCGACGGCGAGCUGCAGCGCCUGGACGGCUGGGACGGGAGUCCGGAGGCCUGCGGCCCCACCCUGCUGCCCCCGGGCCCCGGCCUCUCCCCCUGUGGCCUGGCCCCCUGGCUGUGCCUGGACGCCAAGCAGCUCUGCAGUGGGUUGCCCGACUGUCCCCAGGACGAGGAUGAGCUGGGCUGUGAGGGGCUGCCACCCCCAGCAGGCCACAACAGAACAGGGGUCCCCUGCCCAGAGUACUCAUGCCCUAACGGCAUCUACAUUGGCUUCCAGAGGGUGUGUGACGGGCAGCCUGAUUGCGAGGUGGCCCUGGGGGAGACGGGGCCCUCCCCUGAGGAGCAGGCUUGUGGGGCCUGGAGCUCCUGGAACCCAUGGGAGCCAUGCAGCCAGACCUGUGGGCCUGGGGUGCGGGCCCGGAGACAUCGCUGCUCCCCACCUGGGCUUCCAGUGCUGCAGCGCUGCCCGGGCCCUGAGCACCAAUCCCAGGCCUGCUUUGCCGAGGCCUGUCCAGUGGACCAUGAAUGGGGCUCCUGGUCUCCCUGGUCUCUGUGCUCUGAGCAACGUGGGGGCACCAUGACGCGGCAACGGCAGUGCCACCCUCCCCAGAAUGGGGGCCGGGCCUGUGCCCUGCUGCCUGGGGACCCUCCCAGCAUUGAGACCAAGCCUUGCCCUCAGGAUGGCUCCCCCAAUGCCACCUGCUCUGGGGAGCUGGUGUUCUGGCCCUGUGCCCCCUGCCCUCUGACCUGUGAUGACAUCUCUGGCCAGGCUGUGUGCCCGCCUGAGCGGCCCUGCAGCAGCCCAGGCUGCUGGUGCCCUAAAGGGCAGGUGCUAGGCAGCAAAGAGCACUGCGUAUGGCCCCGGCAGUGUCUCUGCCUGGUGGCUGGUGCCUGCUACUGGCCUCGGCAGCAAAUCAAGGUUGACUGCCAGCUCUGUGUCUGACAGGAUGGGCGGCCCCGGUGCUGCCAACCCAACCCAGACUGCACUGUGAACUGCUGCUGGUCCUCAUGGUCCCCCUGGGCUGAGUGCCUGGGCCCCUGCAGAAGCCAGAGCAUCCGGUGGUCCUUCCGGAGCCCCAACAACCCCCGCCAGUCCGGGCAAGGUCACCAAUGCCGGGGCAUCCACCGCAAGGCCCACAGGUGCCAGAUGGAACUGAGCCAGGGCUUCAAGCAGCAGGGCCGCGUGAGGCGUGUGGGGGAGUGCUGGCGCAGGGGCCCCUGCAGGGUGUGCCAGUGUCUGGGCCUCAGCGCCGUGCACUGCUCCCCCUACUGCCAGCUGGGCAGCUGCCCCCAGGGCUGGGUCCUGGUGGAAGGAGUGGGAGAAUCAUGUUGCCACUGUGCCCUGCCUGGAGAGAACCAAACAGCGCCCCUCAUGGCCACUUCAGCCCCGGCUCCAGCCCCCAGCCCUCAGAUCGGACACUCUCUGGUCACCUAUGUUCUGCCCCCACCGGGAGAUUCCUGCUAUUUGCCCCUGGGCCUGCCCCAACCACCCAAGGAGAGCCUGCAGGUGUUGCCCCCAGAGCUGGAGCACCCCACCCAUGCAGCCCUCCAGGGGGUUCCCACUGAGGCCCCUGGCCCAGGAGAGGAUGCUCAUGCCGAGUGGCACCCUUGGCCUCCCUACCUGCAGCUGGACCUACUGUGGCCCCGGAACCUCUCCGGCAUCGUGGUGUGGGAGACUCGUUCCUCUGACACUCAUGUUCCCAGCUUCUCCCUCCAGUUCAGUAGUGAUGGUCUACACUGGCACGACUAUUGUGACAUCCUGCCUGGCACUCUGCCCCUGCCCAAGGUACCAAACACCCAAGGCCCCUGGGCCUGUGACCCACUUGGCCCCUUUGUGGGUCCCAUAGUCUUUGUCCCCAAGGGCCUGUCAGUCUCCUGGAGGGACAGUCCCUGCAUUAGAUGCUCACAGAAUGUGCUGGGCAAGACCUGGCCCAGUGGGAGGAGCUUCAACCAGAGUCAGACUCCCACAGCCUUGGGGGACCGGAUGCUACCAAAGGAGGGUCCAUGCCCUGAAGGUUGGGGGACUUGGGUGAGCAGAGAGGAGACCCAGCAGGAUCAGGGUUACAGCAGUUGUCCUGUGCCACAGCCUUUCCCUGGGAGCCAGGCCAAUAUGGCCCCCAGGGGAUGGAUAUUUGGCCAGCUGGUCCAGGCGAGAUACGUGAGGGUCUGGCCGCACACCAGCCAUCACAGUGAGGGCCACAGCAUCUUCCAUUGGGCAGAGCCGCUGGGCUGUGGGCCAGUUUCCCCGAUGGCAUCCAGGUGCCCAGGAUCCGGGCUCCAAUGUGCCAGUGGGGAGUGUGCCCCAAGCGGGGCCCCGUGUGAUGGAGCUGCAGACUGCGAGGACAGUUCUGAUGAGGAGGGAUGUGGGCCCUCACCUGUGGGGACUGGCGGAGUCCUUCCCACAGCCAGGACCCCAGCCCUCUCCUCCAUCCAGCCCUGGGAGGUUCCAGCAGAGACUGGAUAUUGGCGUGCCAAGCAGAGGUCCCCAUGCCUCCUGAAGAGGAGAGGCCAGGGAGAAUCCAUGCACUCUGUGGCCAUCGCAUCGACACCACACCUUGGGGCCAUGAGCCUACAGCCGGGAAUGGCAGCUGUGACUGUGCUUCCCCCACAUCCACUGACGCUGGUGACGCCUGCUGGCCACAAUGCCACCCCCAAGCCCUUUCCACCUGUGUGGUGCAGCCCUGGGCAGGUCCCCUGCGAGGUGCUGGGCUGUGUGGAAUGGGAAGAGCUCUGCGAUGGGAAGGAGGGCUGCCUGGAUGGCUCUGAUGAGCAGCGCUGCAUGAGCUCAGAGCCCUUCACAGUGCCCACCACAGCACUGCCUGGACUGCCAGCCUUGAGGUCCCUCUGGUCCCUGAACCAGCUGCACUGUGGCAGUGGGGAGUGUCUGCCAGCUGAGCAGCGCUGUGACCUGCACCCAGACUGCCAGGAUGGCUCAGACGAGGAAGGCUGUGUGGAUUGUAUACUAGCACCCUGGUCUGGCUGGAGUGGCUGCAGCCGCAGCUGUGGUCUGGGCUUCACCUUCCAACACAGGAAGCAGCUGCAUCUUCCCUUGCCUGGGGGCAGCUGCCAAAUGGACCAGCUGCGCAGCCAGCCCUGCUUUGUGCAGGCCUGCCCAGUGGCUGGGGCAUGGGCAGAGUGGGAGACGUGGGGCCCCUGCAGUGUCUCCUGUGGAGAUGGGCACUAGAGUCACCCAAGGAGCUAUGUGGACCCCCAACCCAAGAAUAAUGGUGCCCCCUGCCCUGGGGCCUCCCAGGAGAGGGUCCCCUGUGGCUUGCAGCCCUGUGCAGGUGACACAGACUGUGGGCCUGUGCAUGUGAAUGCAGAGCUGUGCCGGGAGGGGCUGGUGCCCCUGUGCCCACCCUCGUGCCUGGAUCCCAAGGCCAACAGGAGCUGCACUGGGCAGUGUGUGGAGGGAUGCCGCUGUCCCCCGGGGCUCCUCCUCUAUGACUCUCGCUGCUUGUCCCUUUCCGAGUGCCCUUGUCUUGUGGGCAAAGAGCUGAGGUGGCCAGGGACAUCUUUCCUGAUGGACAGCUGCAGGCGCUGUGUGGGCAAGAAGGGUGUGCUGCAGUGUGAACCGGGCGGCUGCCCCCCCUGGUCCCCCUGGGCUCCCUGGGACCGAUCCUGUGGCCCCGGAGUGAAGGUCAGGUUCAGGGCUGCUUUUCUCCUUCCGUCUCCCUCCAACCCUCCCGCGGCCUUUGGAGGUGCCCCCUGCAAGGGUGACAGCCAGGAGCUGCAGGCCUGCCGCAUGGAGUGUGAGACAGAGGCAUUGGGCUGGACACCCUGGACACCCUGGUCCCCCUGUUCCCAGAGCUGCCUUGUCCCUGGAGGGGGCCCCAGCUGGCAACGGUGUUUCUGGCUCUGCCCCAGCUCCAGGGACAGCUGCCAUGGAGAGGCAAACCAGGAGGAGCCCUGCAGCCCCCCACUGUGCCCAGUGCCAAGCAGCUGGGGUCUGCGGGUUUCCUGGUCUGCCUGCUCAACCCCCUGCGGUGGGGGCAUGCAAACCCAUGGGCACAGCUGCAAUGGCCCAGCACAUGGGCACCCCGUGUGCCAGGGACCCCAUAGUCAGACCAGGGACUGCAACACACAGCCAUGCACAGCCCAGUGCCCCGGCGACAUGGUGUUCCUCUCAGCAGACCAGUGUCACCAGGAGGGUCUGUGCCCCGGCUGUGCCUGUGCCCUUGGACUCUUUCCGCACAACGCCAGCUGCCCGCCCCAAACGCCGUGCCCCUGCGAGCUGCAUGGGCAGCUCUACGCACCUGGACCGGCGGCUCGCCUCAACGCCUGAAACCACUGCACCUGUGUCUCUGGUGAGAUGACGUGCACCUCAGAGCCCUGCCCAGGGGCCUGUGGCUGGAGCCCCUGGACCCCGUGGAGUCCCUGCAGCCGCAGCUGUGAUGUGGGCAUUGGGCGACACUUCCGGACAGGCACUGGACCCCCUGCUGCCUUUGGGGGUGCUGAAUGCCAAGGCCCCAACAUGGAAGCUGAAUUCUGCAGUCUGUGGCCGUGUAGAGGUCCCGGUGGGGUGUGGAGUCCCUGGACUCCGUGCUCUGUGCCCCGCGGUGGUGGCUACAGGAACCGCACCCGAGGCAGUGGCCCACACAGCCCUGUGGAGUUCUCCACCUGCAGCCUGCAGCCCUGUGCAGGGCCCGUGCCCAGUGUGUGUCCCAGGGGACAGCAGUGGCAGGAUUGUGCCCAGGGGCCUGCCUCCUGUGCAGAGCUCAAUGCCCCAGGAUGGACUAACCAGACCUGCCACCGUGGCUGCUACUGCCCAGCUGGGAUGCUUGGGCUGAACAGUGUGUGUGCACCUGCCCAGGACUGCCCCUGCACCCACAGGGGCCGCCUUCACCCCCCGGGCAGUGCUGUGCUGAGUCUGUGUGAAAACUGUUCCUGCGUUUCUGGGCUCAUCACCAACUGCACCGCCCGGCCUUGUGAGGAGGUCCAGCCCGUGUGGUCACCCUGGACCCCCUGGAGUGAAUGCUCGGCCUCCUGCGGCCCUGCCCAUCGCCACCGACACCGCUUCUGUCCCAGGCCCCCGAGCGUGGCGCCGUCCAGCCAGGCUCUGCUGCCCCCGUCAGCUGCCCCCACACCCCUCUGCCCAGGACUCGAGGCCGAGGAGGAGCAGCGUCUCCUGCCCGCCUGUGACCGAGCAGGGGGCUGGGGGCCUUGGGGACCCCGGUCCAGCUGCAGUCGGAGCUGUGGAGGAGGCCUGCGCGGCCGGACCCGAGCUUGUGACCAGCCGCCACCUGAGGGCCUGAGACAUUUCUGCGAGGGACCUCAGGCCCAGGGGGAGACCUGUCAGGCUCAGCAGUGCCCAGUGACCAACUGCAACAUCCAAGGGGCCGAGUACAGCCCCUGUGGCCCUCCCUGUCCCCGAUCCUGUGACGACCUCAUGCACUGCAUUUGGCGCUGUCAGCCCGGCUGCUACUGCCCCCCAGGCCAGGUGCUGAGUGCCGACGAGACCAUCUGUGUACAGCCUGGUCACUGUGGCUGCCUGGACCUGCUGACUGGGGAGCGGCACCAUCCAGGCGCCCAGCUGGCCAGGCCUGAUGGCUGCAGCCACUGCACCUGCUCGGAGGGGAGACUCAACUGCACGGACCUGCCCUGCCCAGUGCCCGGAAGCUGGUGCCCAUGGUCAGAGAGGACAGCGUGCUCCCAACCCUGCAGGGGGCAAGCAAGGACCCAAGCCAGGGCCUGUGCCUGCCCCACCCCUCAGCACGGUGGUGCCCCGUGCCCUGGGGAGGCAGGGGCUCAGCGUCAGAGGGAGCCCUGCCCCAGCUUCACCACAUGCCCAGUGGAUGGAGGCUGGAGCCCUUGAGGACCAUGGUCUUCCUGCGAUGUGUGCCUGGGGCAGUCCCACCGGAGGCGAGUGUGCACCCAGCCACCAAGCUCCGAGGGAGGCAGGCCGUGCCCCGGGGCCCAUGAGCAGAGUCGCCCAUGUUGGAACAAUUCCACAGAGUGCACAGAUUGUGGAGGUGGUCAGGAUCUACUGCCCUGUGGGCAGCCCUGUCCCCACUCCUGCUGGGACUUGUCCCCUGGGAGUGUGUGCCAGACAGGCCCAACGGGCUGCCAACCCAGCUGCAGAUGUCCCCUAGGCCUGCUUGCCCAGGACGGGCUCCGCGUGCUCCCAGCCCCCUGCCGGUGCCAGUAGCAGCCUGGAGCCAUGGGAGUUCCUGAGAACCACAGCCGGUCGGUAGGAUCUGGGCUCAGCUCUUGGGAGAGUCUGGAACCUGGAGAGGUGGUGACUGGGCUGUGUGACAACUGCACCUGUGUGGCAGGCAUCCUGCAAUGCCAGGAGAUGCCCAGCUGCCCUGGCGCUGGCAUGUGGGGAUCCUGGGGCCCCCGGGAGGACUGCAGUGUGUCCUGUGGGGGAGGGGAGCAGCUGCGCUCCCAGCUCUGCCCCCAACCCCCCUGCCCUGGACUAGCCCAGCAGAGCCAUACCUGCCGCACCCAGGUCUGCAGAGAGGUGGGCUGCCCAGCUGACCGUCUAUACCGUGAGUGCCAGCCCAGCGAGGGAUGCCCCUUCUCCUGUGCCCACAUCAUGGGCCAGGUGGCCUGCUUCUCCAGCGGUUGUGAGGAGGGCUGCCACUGUCCCAAGGGCACCUUCCAGCACCACUCAGCCUGUGUCCAGGAGUGCCCCUGUGUGCGGACAGCCAUGCUGCUGCAGGAGCUGGGAGCCACCAGCACUGAGCCUGGGAUGUCCCCAACCUCUCUGGGAGAGGAGGGUCAGCACUUUGGGCCUGGAGAUGAGUUGGACCCAGGCCAGACAUUUCGAACUGGCUGCAGUAACUGCUCCUGUGUGCAUGGGAGGCUGUCCUGCUCCCGGGACAACUGCUUCCAGGCUGGGGGUGGCUUUGGUCCCUGCGGCCCAUGGGGCCCAUGCUCCCACUCCUGUGGCCGGCUGGGGACCCGCAGCCGCCAGUGUGUGCGCCCUACACUUGCUCCUGGUGGCCAGGGCUGCCUGGGGCCCCAACAGGACCUGGAGGACUGCCCUAGCCUGGACUGCCCUGGGGCUGAAGGGUCCAAGGUGGAGCCAGUGACAGCCCUUCCAGGUAGUGUGGCUUGGGGGGCAUGGUCACCAUGGUCCCCCUGCUCCCGCAGCUGCACAGAUCCUGCUUGCCCUGCAUGGCGCAGCUGCAUGUGCUCAUGCCUGGCUAAUUGUACAGUGGGGGAGCCGGUGCAGGAGCAUCCCUGCAACCUACCCUCCUCUCUGCUUUGUUCUGCAAAGCUGCCUCUGUGCUCCGGCCCUGGCUGUGGGCCAGGGAACUGUUCCUGGACCCCCUGGGCCCCAUGGGAGCCAUGCUCCCGCAGUUGCGGGGUGGGCUAGCAGCGUCACCUUCAAGCGUACCGUCCCCCUAGGCCCGGAGGACACUGGUGCUCAGACAUCCUUACUGCCUACCAGGAGCACCACUUCUGCAACCUGCGUGCCUGCCCAGUGCCGGGGGGCUGGUCAUGCUGGAGCCCCUGGUCUUGGUGUGACCGGAGCUGCGGAGGGGGCUGAUCUCUGAGGAGCCGGAGCUACUUGAGCCCCCCACCCAAAAAUGGGGGUGCCCCCUGUGCGGGAGAGAGGCAUCACACCCGGGUCUGCAAUCCCAUGCCCUGUGAGGAGGGCUGCCCAGCAGGCAUGGAACUGGUCAUUGCCAACCGCUGCCCCCGCCGUUGCUCAGACCUGCAGGAUGGAGUGGUGUGUGAGGACCACCAGGCCUGCCAGCAAGGCUGCCGGUGCCCUGAGGGGUCCCUGGAGCAGGAUGGCAGGUGCAUGUCACUCGGGCACUGUGAGUGCACAGAUGCCCAGGGCCACAGCUGGGCCCCAGGGAGCAAGCACCAAGAUGCCUGCAACAGCUGCUCCUGCCAGGCUGGACACCUCUCCUGCACAACCUUGCCCUGCCCACCACCUACCCACUGUACCUGGAGCCGCUGGUCAGCCUGGAGUCCCUGCAGCCACUCGUGUGGGCCCAGGGGAUAGCAGAGCCGCUUCCAGUCCUCCACGUCGGGCUCGUGGGCCCCAGAAUGCCGAGAGGAGCAGUCCCAGAGCCAGCCGUGCCCACAGCCCCUGUGCCUGCAGGGUGCCCACCCCCGCAGCCUGGGGGACAGUUGGCUGCAGGGAGAGCGUCAGCAGUGCUCCUGCACUCCGGAAGGCGAAGGCGUGAUCUGUGACAACAUCGAGUAUGCAGUGCCCGGUGGCUGGAUGCUGUGGUCUCCUUGGUCCGCCUGCUCCGUCUCCUGUGGAGGUGGACACCAGGUCCGCCCCCGGACCUGCAUAGUGUCGGCCCCUCACCACAAGGGGCCACCCUGCCCGGCCUCCGACACCCAGACUCAGCACUGCGGGCAGCAGCCAUGCCUGCAGUUGCUGGACACCUGCUCCUGGGCUCCAUGGGGGCCCUGUUCUCACACCUGUGGCCCGGGCCUGUCCUCCCGCUCCGGGUCCUGCCCCUGCCUGGUAGCUGAGGCUGAACCCAUGUGCAAUGGCACCUUCACACACCUGGACACGCAGGCCUGCUACCCGGGCCCUGCCUGGCAUGUGUGGAGUGGCUGGAGCAGCUGGACACGCUGCUCCUGCCAGGUGCCUGUGCAGCAGUGCUAUCGCCACCAGCAACCAACACCCGGCCAAGCUGCCAAGGGACCCCCCUGCACACGGCUGGAUGGCCACUUCCGGCCAUGCCCCAUCGUCAACUGCUCAGAGGACAGCUGCACACCUCCCUUUGAGUUCCAGGCCUGCGGCUCUGCCUGUGCUGGGCUCUGGGCCACACACCAGAGCCUUCAGCUCUGUCAGGACCUGCUGCCCUGCCAGCCUGGUUGCUACUGUCCCAAGGGGCUGCUGGAGCAGGCAGGGGGCUGCAUCCCCCCAGAGCAGUGUGACUGCCAGCACGGCUCAGGAGAGGGAAGUGGGGUGUCCCUGGGCCCCGGGGAACAUCCGCAGCUGGGCUGUAAGGAAUGUGAGUGCCAAUGAGGAGAGCUGCGAUGCAUGAGCCAGGGCUGUGAAGGUCUUCUGCCUCUGAGCGACUGGUCCGAGCGGUCACCCUGUGGGCCCUGCUUGCCCCGAAGCACCCUGGCCCCCGCCUCCAGGGCCACUCUGGAGAGCGCUGGCCUCUGGACACAGCAGGCUUCUCUCCAACCUUGGCCUGGCCCCUCGCUGGCUUCAGAGCAAUAUCGCCACCGCCUCUGUCUGGACCCUGCAACCGGGUGGCCCUGGGCUGGAGACCCUCGUCUGUGUACCGCACCCCUCAGCCAGCAACGCCUCUGCCCUGACCCUGAGGCCUGCCCUGACCCACGCCAGUGGAGUGCUUGGGAACCCUGGAGCCCCUGCCAGGUCCCCUGCAGAGGGGGAUUCCGGCUGUGCUGGAGAAAGGCAGGGAGCCCCCUUUCAAGAGCUUGCCAAGGACCAUGGGCUCAGACCGAGAGCUGCAAAGUGGAGUCCUACCCCGGAGAGAGCUGUGAGGCCCAGGGCACCAUGCUCACCCUGGACUGUGCCAACCAGUGCCCUCCUCGCAGCUGUAUCGACCUCUGGGACCAUGUGCAGUGUCUGCAGGGACCCUGCCACCCAGGCUGCCGCUGUCCCCUAGGCCAGCUGGUGCAGGAUGGGCGCUGCAUGCCCAUCACCUCCUGCCGCUGAGGCCUUCCCAGUGCCAAUGCUUCAUGGGAGCUGGCCCCGGCCCAGGUGGUGCAGCUGGACUGCCACAACUGCACCUGCAUCAGUGGGUCUCUGGCAUGCCAACACCUUGAGUGCCCACUCCUGGGACCUUGGUCAGCCUGGAGCAGAUGCUCAGCUGUGUGUGGUGGGGGCAUCUCGGAACGCCUUCGGAGCUGCAAGGGGCAUCCUGGGGCAGCACCAUGUCAGGCCCAGGACAGGAAGCAACAGCAAGAGUGUAGCCUGCAGCACUGUCCUGAGUGCCCUCCUGGGCAGGUGCUCAGCACCUGUGCCACCUCUUGCCCAAGGCUCUGCUCGCACCUGCAACCUGGCACUAUCUGUGUGCAGGAACCCUGCCAGCCUGGCUGUGGCUGCCCUGAAGGGCAGCUGCUGCACAAUGGCAUAUGUGUGCCCCCUGCCGCCUGCCCCUGUACCCAGCUCUCCUUGCCCUGGGGGCUCAGUCUGAGCCCUGAAGAGCUGGCUCAGGAGCUGCCCCCAGGGACCGUGCUCACCCAGAACUGUACCCACUGUGUCUGCCAAGGCACCUUCAGCUCCUCCCUUGCUGACUGCCCGGAAUGUUCCCUUGGGGAAAGGUGGCACCAGGUGGCUCUGGGGGAGCUGGGGGCCUGCGAGCAGACAUGCCUGGAGACAAAUGCCACAGAGGCUCAGAGCAACUGCAGUGUGGCACAGGGCCCAGGCUGCAUAUGCCAGCAAGGACACUUCCGCAGCCAGGCGGGCCCCUGCCUCCCUGCAGAGCACUGCGAGUGCUGGCAUCUCGGGCGUCCCCACCUGCCCGGGUCCGAAUGGCAGGAGGGCUGUGACAGCUGCCACUGCCCGAGAGGGACAAGCAUCUGUACCCAGCUCCGCCCUCGCCUCACCUGUACUCAGGGUGAGGUGCUGGUGCAGGAGCCAGAGAGCUGUUGUCCCACAUGCCGCCGGGAGAUUCUCGCACCUGCCUCUCCCUCCUCAGAGGAGCAGCCAGCCUCCUGCCGGCACCUCACUGAGCUUUGCAACCUCACCAAGGGACCCUGCCACCUGGACCAGGUAGAAGUGAGCUACUGCAGUGGCCACUGCCCACCCAGCACCAAUGUUAUGGCUGAGGAACCCUACCUGCAGAGCCAGUGCGACUACUGCAGCUACCGCCUGGACCCCGACAGCCCCAUGAGGAUCCUGCACCUGCGCCGUCCCGAUGGCCACGCCCCGCCCGCGGUGCUGCCGGUGAUCCACAGCUGCCAGUGCAGUGCCUGCCAGGGAGGUGAUUUCUCCGAGCGCUGACAGGCUCCGCUGGAUGUAUCCAUGGCUGUCCUUCUGUGACCACAGGGCUCUUCACACUGAUCAGACCCUCCAGUACCCACCCACCUGUCCCAGACCCGAAAUCCAUGCCUGGCAUUAUCAUGUCCCAAAUAAAGUGACUGCAGCCAC